Messenger RNA from Balaenoptera ricei (Rice's whale), 6616 nucleotides. RefSeq names its product katanin interacting protein (gene KATNIP). NCBI's taxonomy places the organism in Eukaryota, Metazoa, Chordata, Mammalia, Artiodactyla, Balaenopteridae. The coding region runs from base 43 to 4779 and encodes 1578 amino acids. The transcript has 27 exons. The record is from RefSeq and is a predicted model, not a curated record.
GGCCGCUUCCGGUUCGAGCACCCGGAACCGCCGCCUCUAGGGAUGGACGGUCAGACUCUGCAGAAGGCUGAGAGAAGCCGGUCCUGCUCUCGGGAGAAAAAGGAGGGUUACACUAAGGACAUGGUGACAGACUUUGAUGAGAAACACGAUGAGUAUUUAAUAUUGCUCCAGCAGAGGAACCGCAAUCAUUUCUCUUCCAGGAUAUUAAAGCAUUUGAGAGCCAAGGACCCCAUGCAAUUGAGGCUGGAGCACCUGGAACACGGGUUCUCUGUCUACGUCAACGGGGCCAAUUCUGAACUGAAGACAUUCCCUCGGAAAGCCGUCCACUCCAGCUUCUCCAGAAGUGCCUCCCACGCCGAGGGGACUCACGAUUGCGGACGAAAAACCCUGUUUCGAGAAGCUGAAGAAACUUUAAGACGCAAUUCACGGACAGCCCCCAGCAAAGUCCAGCGCCGAGGAUGGCACCAGAAAUCUGUGCAGAUCAGAACGGAAGCUGGCCCGCGGCUCCACAUCGAGCCUCCUCUGGACUAUUCUGAAGAUUGUGAGCCACGUGGGGGUGUGACUGUCAAGGCAGAGGCUGCUUCUGGGGAUCGUCCACAGGAGCUAAGAAAAAGCCUGGAACUUAGUGUCAAUCUACAAAGGAAAGAAGAGGAUGGUUCCAGUGAUGAGUAUGACUCUAUCGAAGAAGAUGUACUCUCUGAGCCGGAGCCUGAGGACCAGGUGCUGCUGGGCCGUCCUAGAGAUGAUUCCCCUCUUCCCAGUGGGGACUCAGUGCAGAAGGAUGUUUCUGAGGACCAGGGGACAGAAGGACGCCCUCCCCAGGGCCCAGACACCCUCGUAGUGCUGGAAUUUAACCCAGCUUCCAAAAGUAAUAAAAAGGAAAGGAAUUUGUCUGCUAAGCGGAAGGACAACGCUGAGGUCUUCAUUCCCAGCAAACCUGAGCCAAACCUGAGUCCCCAGCCCCUGACCGUGUUCCCAGACCAGGAGAGGGCAUGCUCAAGACCUGGAAGCCGCCGAGAGAGACCCCUAUCAGCAACCCGAAAACUCGUGCGCAAGGCGGAGGACCGAGAGGAGGACGCCUCAGCCGUGCUCAGAGCCAUCCAGGUGGAGAACGAGGCCCUGCAGAGGGCGAUCCUCAGCAGAAAGGCUGAGCCCCCCGCCAGCCCACCACAGGGCACAGAGAGACCACCAGCAGAGUCAUGGACCUGUCUGCUGAAGGAGGAGACCCCUGAGCUGCCCUCCAUCACCGCGGCAACCAGCACAGCGACCAGCGCACAGGAGCAGUCCAAGGCAGCAGGGGGAGCCAGAGCCGUCAGUGAAGCCAUCGACAGAAUCGGCCUUCUGGGGAGCAGACAACAGCAGAAGGUUCUGAAAGUCCUCCAGGCCAUCGAAAGUGACUCCGCCCAACUCAGCCAGGUUGUUUCACCCACUGAGGAGCAAGUUCUGGACCCAGAGGACAAAUCGGGACCGAAAGCAGAAGAGAUCAAAGAUGCCAUCUACGUGACCAUGGAAAUCCUGUCCAACUGGGGCAGCGCAUCGUGGGUGGGUCUCACGGAAGUGGAGUUCUUCGACCGGAACAACACAAAGCUUUAUGUGUCGCCUCGCGAUGUGGCUGUCCGGAACUCGGACACGCCCGGGGAGCUGGGCCACCUGGUCAGCAGGAACUUGGCUGAUCUUGACAUUGGGGCCAAAAACGUGAAGCUUUAUGUCAACAAAAAACUCAUCUUUGAUGGCAACUUAGACAAAGGAGGUGACGAGGCCCCACAGAGCAUCCUGGUGGGCCUGCAAAAUGAGAGAAUGGAAAACAGCGUUGCUGCCCACUCGGAAGAAAGCAAAGGUGCCCUCGAGAGGAACAGCACCGAUGGGGACGAGGAGCGCGGCGUCAGUUACUCGCAGCCAGCUGUAGCAGCAGCGGAUGUGAAGGUUUCUUCACAAGGAAAUUUAUUUGGUGGAAGGAUGAAUUCUCCUGACUGCAUGAAGGACAAUUUGUCCAAGUUAGAGGAAGAGUGCAGCUUUUUAGCCGCACCAUCCUCACCGGGUGGCAUGCCCAGUGUCCCUCCCCACUCCUCCCCUGCCGAAUGCCCUCCUCCUCUUGACCAGGAGCUCUCGCUGAUCCAACAGCUGGAAAACCUUAUGGGCAGAAAAGUCUCUGAGCCUCCAAGGAAAACCCCAUCCUGGUUACAACCUUCUCCCGCAGGGAAAGGCAGGAAGCAGGGAGGCCCGAAGUCAAAACCCCUCUGGCUGAGUCCGGAGAAGCCGCUGGACUGGAGAGGCAGGCUUCCAUCAGAGGAUAUCAUCCGUGAGGGGCCUGGAGAGACCGAGGCCGGAGAUAAAGGCCCCAGACGUGAGCAAGGGCGGGCAAGCAGCUGGAAUGUCAUCGCCAGCGAGCGAGCUCAGAGGGCAACCCCCAGAGUCUGCGGUGAUGACUUCAACAUCUUUAACCAACCCUCCCACAGGGAGCACCCUGCUAGUGGGAGGAGGGGCCUGAGGAAGGACGCCCUCAGCAACAGUCAUGGUGAUGACCAGCCAGACAGCAGAGAAGAUGCCUGGUCCACCCGGACGCCACUGCGGCCCCAGUGGCACAGCGAGCAGGAACACACCUUACGUGAGUCGUGGAGCUCCCUCACCGUCUUUGACCACUCCCACCGGGGACGGCUCUCCAACGUGGAGUUCCAAGGCGACAUCCUGGAUGAGUUCCUGCAGCAGCAGAAGAGCAGCCGGCACAGCGACCAGCCGCACCCCUGGAAGGAGGAGAAGCCGGAGCCCAUGAAAGGACAGGACCACGGCUCCCUAGAGAUAGAUGACGGGGGUGACUUUAAAAUCCCCGUCUUGCCUUAUGGACAGCACUUGGUCGUGGACAUCAAGUCCACGUGGGGGGACAGGCACUACGUGGGCCUGAACGGGAUAGAAAUAUUCAGUUCCAAGGGAGAGCCGGUGCGAAUUGCGAACAUUCAAGCCGACCCCCCGGACAUCAAUAUCUUACCGGCCUAUGGGAAAGACCCCCGUGUGGUCACCAACCUUAUCGACGGGGUGAAUAGGACCCAGGACGACAUGCAUGUCUGGCUGGCCCCCUUCACGCCGGGCAAGUCCCACUCCAUCUCCAUCGACUUCCUGCAGCCUUGCCAAGUCGCCCUGAUCAGGAUCUGGAAUUACAAUAAAUCGCGGAUACAUUCCUUCCGGGGUGUGAAGGACAUCACGAUGCUGUUAGAUACACAGUGCAUCUUUAAGGGAGAAAUCGCCAAGGCCUCAGGAACCCUGACGGGAGCUCCAGAGCACUUUGGAGACACGAUCUUAUUCACAACCGAUGAGGACAUUCUUGAGGCCAUCUUCUGUUCUGAUGAGACGUUUGACUUGGACGUGGAGAGCCCGUGCAGCCUGCAGUGCGAGCAGGCGCUGAGGAGGCCCAGCACGGCCGACGGCCAGUGGGAGGAGAGGCCCUACACCCAGGCUGGCUCGUGGGCUGAUGACCGGACCCCUGAGCCAGAGCUGCCCCCCAGCCCCACUGUCCCUGAAGUCACCACACCAGAGCCGGGCAUCUACCACGGCAUCUGCCUCCAGCUGAAUUUCACCGCCUCCUGGGGAGACCUGCAUUACCUGGGGCUCACAGGCCUGGAAGUGGUGGGCAAGGACGGCCAGGCACUGCCCAUCAACCUGCACCAGAUCUCUGCCUCCCCCAGAGACUUAAAUGACCUUCCUGAGUACACCAACGACUCCCGGACCCUGGACAAGUUAAUCGAUGGAGCCAACAUCACGAUGGAGGAUGAGCAUAUGUGGCUGAUCCCCUUCUCGCCGGGGCUGGACCACGUGGUCACGAUCCACUUCGACAGAGCCGAAAGCAUCGCAGGCCUGCGCUUCUGGAACUACAAUAAAUCUCCCGAGGACACCUAUCGAGGGGCCAAAGUCGUCCACGUCUCCCUGGAUGGCCUGUGCGUCUCCCCUCCUGAGGGCUUCCUCAUCCGGAAGGGGCCGGGCAACUGCCACUUUGAUUUUGCUCAAGAAAUCCUCUUUGUGGACUACCUGCAGCCCUGCCCGCUGCCCCCGCCAGCCCAGAGACUGGACACAAAGAGCCUGGAGCGGGCGAGCAUGGACUAUGAGGCGCCCCUGAUGCCCUGUGGCUUCAUUUUCCAGUUUCAGCUCCUGACCAGCUGGGGUGACCCCUAUUACAUCGGUCUUACCAGCCUGGAGCUGUAUGACGAACAAGGAGAAAAAAUCCCUCUGUCGGAAAACAAUAUCGCCGCCUUCCCCGACAGCGUCAACUCUCUGGAGGGCGUGUGUGGGGACGUCCGGACCCCCGACAAGCUCAUCGACCAAGUGAACGACACCAAUGACGGCAGACACAUGUGGCUGGCUCCCAUCCUGCCUGGCCUGGUGAACCGGGUUUAUGUGAUUUUCGAUCGGCCUACCACGGUGUCAAUGAUCAAACUGUGGAAUUACGCGAAAACACCCCAUCGAGGGGUGAAGGAGUUUGGCCUCCUGGUGGAUGACUUGCUUGUGUACAAUGGGAUCCUGGCCAUGGUGGGCCACCUGGUCAGGGGCAUCCUGCCCACGUGCGAGCCCACAGUACCCUACCACACCAUCCUCUUCACCGAGGACACGGACAUCUGUCACCAGGAGAAGCACACCGCCAUCAGUAACCAGGUGGAGGAUCAGGACGUGCAGAUGAUGAAUGAAAACCAAAUCGUUACCAACUCGAAAAGGAAGCAGAAUGCAGCUGACCCAGCCUUACGCCCCAAAACCUGCAUCAGCGAGAAGGAGACAGCGAGACGCUGGCGGUGCUGACCGCUGAAGGAGGGGGAGCUGGUCCUCUCAGCCGGGGUGGGGCUCCGUCACCCGGCCCCCACUCAGCACCCAUGUCCCCCGCCCUCAGGCCUCUGUGUGGGCCAGCCCAGACCCCGGACCCCAAGAGCUGGAAGGGAGCUGCAGCGUGGAGGGAGCCCGCUGGAGAGAAGGGACUCAAGGGGUGAACGGCCCUGGGAAAUACAGGAGUUCUGGGCAGGUGGAAGAAGGGGUGUGGUGUGGCCUUCCACUGUCCCCCGCGGUCCUGGGCCCAGCUGCAGGGAGCCCGGGGUCCCCUGGCUCCGUGGCUCUACCGUGAGAUCCAGCAAAGCAGGGCCCGAGUCCGCUGAGGCCUGUCGUGGGAUACGGGGGCUCAGCCUGACUCCAGGCAGAACGGUGCCAUGGCCAGCUGUGCCAGGGCCUGGAGUAUGGCUGAGCGGGCAAAGGAGGCCAGGCGUCAGACACCAACACCGACAGGCGUGGGGUCCUGCCUUCCGAGGCCCCCCGCUGAGGGGCCAGCAGCUCCCACCCCCACCACGUCCCCGCCUCAGCUGGGGGCUGCGGAGCCAGCUGAGCAGGUGGGACUUUCCCCUGGACCCCCCUAGAUGUCUAGCCUGGACUGCUACCACCCCUUCACCCAUCCUGGGUCCCGCCCAGGCCCAGCUGAGAAGGAGGGAUCCCCUGAGGGGAGCUGGUGCUGCAGGGCCUCUGUCCUCUGGUCAAGCCCAAGAAGGGAUCUGCCAAGGGCGUGUGUCCUGCUGAGCAACGGAGGGAGCUGAACCCACCCGAGGCCUAGAGCCGGCCCCACCCUGGCCUGCGGGGCCUUGUCCCUGAGGAGCUGCCUGGCCCAGAUAGGACAGGUGGGCAGCGUCAUACCCCAGAGGGCCAGUAGGACCCACCCAGAUGCCUUCUGGAUGCAGGGCCCGGAGACAGAGGACCGGUGCCACGGCCCCACCCUCGGGCCCCAGAGGCCCCGCCCCCUUCCGCUGGAACUAGCCUGGAGGGGGCGGGGCCCUCACUCCCCGCCUGUCCCUGCCCUCGGUCUGAUCCAGGCUUUUCGCGCUUGCUGUCUCCCUUUCCAUCUGUCCUUGACCCCGUGUCCUGGGCAUCAGGCAGUGAGGUUCUUGGUGCCGGGGGUCCCCACCCCUGCUCCCUCAUCGAGCAGCUUCGCAGCAAGUUGGAAAUAGGGUUGCAUCCCCAGCUGCGUGAAGCCCAAAACGCAUCUAUUUCCACCUGUGUAACAAGCUCGGAUCAGGGACCUAAUUGGUUUCCCAGUGGUGGGUAAUUUCUUGUUCCAAAUAUUAAUCCGUUGUUUUCCUGGCGCCCGGCCCAGCCCCGCCGCGUUACUGUACUCAAAGUAGUUCCUAUGCAACCAAAAGCCCCAGCAAAUACUUUAUGAGCUUUGCAGCUUCAGCUGAGCAGCUAUGCAAAUGAGCUUCUCAUUUGGAGCGCGGGGCUGAUGUGAAGAUAAGGAAUUGUUUCUCCCGGAGAAGAUCCAUCAUUUCUGUAGCUUGCUAGCCCCCGGCUGCCCUGCUCACAUCCCAGAUGUGGCAAGUGCCUCCGGGGCCUCGGGGCUCCCAGGAGACCUGACCAGCUUUUAGUGACAAAAACCAGUGCCGUGGCUUUCAAGGGAGCCCAGCCUUCCAUCCCCACCGAGGCACGUGUACAGGUCAGACGUGUCCGGGAGAUUGCACGAACACCGCACACUCUUGCUCCCGGAAUCUCAGUUGAUGUUUAGAAUAAUUGUAUGUACCAUGCAAUUUAGGGGGAAAAAAAGCUGUACAGGCAUUAACUCUCUAUUUUUUUCUCUUGCAAAAUCAAUAAAAGAUGUUGUUAAGAA